This is a messenger RNA of Cetraspora pellucida, 150 nucleotides long. The record is from the annotation of a GenBank genome assembly. NCBI's taxonomy places the organism in Eukaryota, Fungi, Glomeromycota, Glomeromycetes, Diversisporales, Gigasporaceae.
GAACGAUCAUUAAUAGAUUUAAAUAAAGCUUUAGAAGUUUCUUCCGAUGAUAAAAUAAUCUUUGCUCAUCGUUCAGAUGUAUAUCACAUAUUAGAACGUCAUGAGGCACUUGAAGAUCUCAAUGUUUUAUUAAAAACUGAUUCAUAUGAA